Molecule: messenger RNA, 879 nt
Organism: Colletotrichum karsti
Lineage: Eukaryota; Fungi; Ascomycota; Sordariomycetes; Glomerellales; Glomerellaceae
Product: rta1 domain-containing protein
Exons: 2
Coding region: 1-879 (292 amino acids)
Cellular component (GO): membrane
Source: RefSeq, a predicted model, not a curated record
AUGGUCAACGAUGGCGACGGCCCUUUUGGACCAGUUGUUAACGGAACACAAAUCGUUUUCUACGAGUACCGACCAAACGGGCCCGCAGGAUGGGCGUUCCUAGUUCUCUUCGCCGCUGGGGUACUCGCUCAUAUUGGUUACUUGUUCUGGCUUCGAGCGUGGCAUUUCAUUCCAUUUAUUCUUGGAGGCGUCGGAGAAGCUUUCGGUUACUAUGGCCGCGCGAAGGCCUCGCAAGAUCCUACUGCCGUAGGCCCCUUUAUCAUGCAAAACCUACUCAUUCUCGGAUCACCACCCCUUUUCGCCGCUUCGAUCUACAUGAGUCUCGGCCGAAUCAUCAUUGCACUCGAUCUCCGGAGACACGCGGUGGUCAGUCCGAGACUGACGGCGUUUUUCUACGUCAUGGUCGACAUUGGCUGUUUUGUGAGCCAGGUCUUCGGAGCAGUGAUGCCAGCAUCAGGAGACCCCAGCGCCAUAGACUUGAGUAAGAAGAUCAUCAUGGGUGGCCUUCUUGCCCAGCUGGGGGUCAUCUGUCUUUUUGCCCUGUCCUGCUGGCAUUCUCAUCGAUGGGCCAAGCGCGAAGCACCAAAUCUCAACGCGACCCACGCCGGGAUCCAUUGGAACAAGUAUUACCUCAUGACCUACCUUGUGGCAUUCAUCAUGUUCGUGAGGAGUUUGGUCAGGGGUAUUGAGUAUCUUGAGGGAGGAGGAGGAUACAUCAUCGCACACGAAGUCUUUGUGUAUCUUUUCGAUGCGACUCUGAUGGUGGCUAUCAUGGGUCUGUAUCUCUGGAUUCACCCGGGCCGAUUGGUACGAGACAUUGCUCGUUUUAAGAACGAUGGCUUCGGGGACGAGCGAAACAUCAUGCUGGAAAGGCGCUGA